Molecule: messenger RNA, 590 nt
Organism: Onthophagus taurus
Lineage: Eukaryota; Metazoa; Arthropoda; Insecta; Coleoptera; Scarabaeidae
Source: RefSeq, a predicted model, not a curated record
AUGGAUUUUGAGUUUAAGUCGGUAAUAGGAUUAUGUACCCCAUUAAGUAUAACUGAACUUCGGGUACCAACGAUAGCAAAUCAUGAGGCUCCUUUAGAUUGUAAAUAUAAGUUGGAGAACAUGCAACUUUACGAUGUGAAAUGGUACAAGGAUGGCGAUCAAUUUUUCCGUUGUUUACCGAACGGGGAAGUUUACGAAUAUCCGGUCGACGGGUUGAAGAUUUAUUACACGAAAUUCGCUCCCAUCGGGUCUUGUCCCGUUACAUUGACUGCGCUAAAUACAAAAUCCACUGGAGAAUACAAAUGCGAAGUGAGUGCUGAGGCACCCAAUUUUAACGUUGCUACGAAAUCAGCCAAAUUAAAAUUCGUCCCGUACGUCCUUAAAAAGGAAAUGAAAGAAGUAAGGCGAGUACAUUCCACUUUAGCACCUGAACAAAGAGAAAAAAAUUCUACAUGGCACGCACUAUCAAGUAAAGGAAAUUCUUCCACCAUAUCGCACCGAUUAUCAUGGAAUCUUUAUCUGUUAUUUAUUAUUAUAUCAUGUAUUUCUAUUUUAUAAUACAUAAAUAAAUGUUUUCAUUUUUAUUUAAA